Messenger RNA from Cyprinodon variegatus (sheepshead minnow), 1440 nucleotides. RefSeq lists its product as uncharacterized. The transcript has 15 exons. The record is from RefSeq and is a predicted model, not a curated record. The coding region runs from base 1 to 1440 and encodes 479 amino acids. Lineage: Eukaryota; Metazoa; Chordata; Actinopteri; Cyprinodontiformes; Cyprinodontidae.
AUGACAGAGGAAAUGCCAAGUACAACAUCUCCUCCAACCACAACAUAUGAUCUGGUGGAAAUUGAUGUGAUGCUUGAACUGAGGAUUCCUCUCUCCAGUGUUCAAGCUGAUAUUCUUGAUUUAUUUAGAAAGACUCUGAAAAAUGAAACCUUCCCUAUAACCAUCUCCCAAUCUUUGGAAGUAAAAGAGUUGCUGUUUACCACAGCCUGCUCUCCAAACUCCACUAACGGACUCAUUUGUAAUUGUGAGGAUGGUUUUGCUUGGCCAUGUGAGAUGUGCAACAACAGUAAUUCAUGCAGUGAUGUCAGAGGUCAGACCUGUACAUGCAUUUAUGGACUUCCAUCUGACAAUGAGUUCUGUCAGCCAAUCACAAAUAACUCUUUCUGCCCAACCGCUACUCCAGUAUUGACAACAAUGACAGAGGUAACGCCAAGUACAACUCCAUCUCCUCCAACAACAACAUAUGAUCUGGUGGAAAUUGAUGUGAUGCUUGAACUGAGGAUUCCUCUCUCCAGUGUUCAAGCUGAUACACUUGAGUUAUUUAGAAAGACUCUGAAAAAUGAAACCUUCCCUAUAACCAUCUCCCAAUCUUUGGAAGUAAAAGAGUUGCUGUUUACCACAGCCUGCUCUCCAAACUCCACUAACGGACUAAUUUGUAAUUGUGAGGAUGGUUUUGCUUGGCCAUGUGAGAUGUGCAACAACAGUAAUCCAUGCAGUGAUGUCAGAGGUCAGACCUGUACAUGCAUUUAUGGACUUCCAUCUGACAAUGAGUUCUGUCAGCCAAUCACAAAUAACUCUUUCUGCCCAACCUCUGCUCCAGCAGGGCCAACAAUGACAGAGGCAGUGCCAAGUACAACACCAUCUCAUCCAUCAACAGCUUAUGAGGUGCUUGAUGUGGUCUAUGAAGUGUUCAUCCCAGUGACCAGCGCCCCACCAAGUUUACUUGACUUGUUCAGAGCGACUCUAAAAAAUGAAAGCUUCCCUUUAAUCCUCUCACCUUCAUUAACAGUAAUAGAACUAAAUCUAACCAAAGUCUGUGAGCCAAACUCCAAUUAUGGCCUGCAAUGUAAAUGUGAGGAUGGUUUUGCCUUGCCAUGUGAUAUGUGCAACAGCUACAAUUCAUGUAGUAGUGACAGCAGUCAAACCUGCACAUGCAUAUAUGAACCUUCCUUUGUUGACCAGUACUGCCAGCCAAUCACUGAUUUCCUUCUGUGUCCUGGUACAUUGAAUACAACAACCGCACCAGUGGUGACAAAUGCAACAACACUAGAAAUAAUUGUUGAGACCAAAUCAACAACAGAGCCAGAAAUGACCACGGUGACAAACGCAACUACAAUGCCAGAAAUGACCACAGUGACAAACGCAACAACAAUGCAAGAAAUCACCACAGUCACAAACGCAACAACAAUGCCAGAAAUGACCACGAAAUUACUGUGGUGA